ACAUGUCGUCCAAUUCUAUUCCUUCUCCCUUUCCUUUCCAUCUCUUCUCUUAGCGCAGCAGCAGCAGCGGCAGCACCCAUUACUAUAAAGAACCUUCACUUUCCUUCUCUUACUCCCACGCUUUCAUCUUCUUCUUCUUCUUCUUCUUUCUUCUUCCUCUUCCCUUUUUCUACUUUUCUUUUUUUUUCCAUUUUAUGCCUCUUCUUUCUCUUCCCCUUUUCCCAUGAUUCCCUUUCUCCAACUAUAAGAAUUCCCCCUCUUUCACUCCCACCAAUUGCACCAAUUCACCCUUUUUUUCUUUCUGGGUUUUCUCUUUUCCUUCUUCGGUUCACCAUGGACAAGCUUAAUUUUGUCAAAAAUGGCGUCCUUCGAUUGCCCCCUGGCUUCCGUUUCCACCCCACCGAUGAAGAGCUUGUUGUUCAAUACUUGAAGCGGAAGGUUUUUUCCUGUCCUUUGCCUGCUUCAAUCAUCCCAGAAGUUGAAGUUUGCAAAGCUGAUCCAUGGGAUUUGCCUGGGAAUAUGGAGCAAGAGAGGUACUUCUUUAGUACAAGAGAAGCUAAAUACCCUAAUGGGAACAGAUCAAACAGAGCAACAACUUCGGGCUAUUGGAAAGCUACUGGAAUCGACAAACAAAUUGUGACUUCCAAAGGAAAUCAAGUAGUUGGGUUGAAGAAAACUCUUGUUUUCUAUAGAGGAAAACCCCCACAUGGCUCUCGAACUGAUUGGAUUAUGCACGAAUAUCGUCUUGCUUCCCCACCAACUGUUUGUCUUAAUGCCUCACAGGAAAAAUCCUCGUUUCAGAGUUGUGUGGGUCCAAUGGAGAAUUGGGUUCUAUGUCGUAUAUUUUUGAAGAAAAGAAAUGGACAUCAAAACGAAGAGGAGAGAAACACAAGCAACAGCAACAUCAGCUACAGAAAGACAAGGAUGGGGAAGCCAGUGUUUUAUGAUUUCAUGAGAAAAGAAAGGGCUGAAACAGAUUUGAAUUUGGUUCCUUCUUCUUCAUCUUCAGGUUCAAGUGGGAUCACUGAGAUUUCAAAUAAUGAAUUGGAUGAUCAUGAAGAAAGUAGCAGCUGCAACAGCUUCCCUUACUUCAGACGAAAACCUUAAGAAGAGCUUAAUCUUUUUUCUUUUUUUUUUGGAAGGGGGUCUUCUUCAAUCAUCAUCUUCCUUUGGUUUAGGAGUAAAAUUUCUCUGAUUUCCCAAUGUCAGAAUAACCAUGAAAGAAAGAAAAAAGAAGAAUGUUAGUUGUUGGUUGGUCAUUAUGUAGUUUUUAAGGUUUCUGGUCUAUGUUUAUGCAGACAUAUAUCAGUAUCAUAAGCCCAAAAAGAGAUCAAUGAAACUGAAUCGGCGUUUUAACUUCUUCUUAGUUACCCA
Cucumis sativus (cucumber) is the source of this 1374-nucleotide messenger RNA. RefSeq names its product NAC domain-containing protein 83. NCBI's taxonomy places the organism in Eukaryota, Viridiplantae, Streptophyta, Magnoliopsida, Cucurbitales, Cucurbitaceae. The coding region runs from base 334 to 1107 and encodes 257 amino acids. Gene Ontology annotation, biological process: regulation of DNA-templated transcription. Gene Ontology annotation, molecular function: DNA binding. The transcript has 3 exons. The record is from RefSeq and is a predicted model, not a curated record.